This is a messenger RNA of Puccinia triticina, 519 nucleotides long. RefSeq lists its product as uncharacterized. The transcript is spliced from 3 exons. The record is from RefSeq and is a predicted model, not a curated record. The coding region runs from base 1 to 519 and encodes 172 amino acids. Lineage: Eukaryota; Fungi; Basidiomycota; Pucciniomycetes; Pucciniales; Pucciniaceae.
AUGUGGUUUUCAGCUAUUAUUACAGCUUUGAUUCUUACUAGUGUGACUCAUAUCACCCUCAUCUGGGCCGCUGACUCGAUUGACCCGCAUCGAAUUACCGUUAUCAACAAGUGCAAAGAUGAAUUCUCGAUGCGCAUUCCUGGGCGUGGAAUAUUCUCUUCGGAGGCUGGAAAUGUCAAGCUGACCUACAUCAUUUAUGGCGAUUUCAAGAAUGUGACAGGCGCCGCUGCCGUUGGCAAUUUGGCCGAUUGUGGCUUGUUUGAAAAUACGGCGAAGGGCCCGUGUACUACGGCUGUGUUCUCACUGAACAAUUUCAGUAGCACCGCUCACAUCGAUUUAGUCCCACCGCACAAAUACAACUAUCCUCUACGAAUGAAGAUGACCAACAGGGCAUCGCAGGUGGAAUGCGGAUCUGCUAAUUGCACCACGGCUGUUCGUAAGAAUGGAAGCAUUUCCAAAGGCCAAGAAAUCCAAGACCCAGCCGAAUUAACUGGAAUUAUCUUAGAAUUUUGUUACUAG